This is a messenger RNA of Symbiodinium necroappetens, 453 nucleotides long. The record is from the annotation of a GenBank genome assembly. NCBI's taxonomy places the organism in Eukaryota, Dinophyceae, Suessiales, Symbiodiniaceae.
AUGACGAUCCGAAUCGCCGUCGUCCUCAUGAGUGGGCGGAAAGCAGACUUGGAUGUGACACCAGGCUGCUCUGUGGAAGAGCUCAGGAUAAGAGCACAGCAGAUGCUCGGGGUCCGCGGGAGACUUCUCAGUGCAUCUGGCACUUCCUUGCAUGGAGACUUCACCGUUCAGCAGGCCGGGUUGCGGAGCGGCGAUUGGCUGACCUUGCACACACGGCCGUUACUCUUGUCGGCCACCUCUGCAGCAGUGGCAGCUGUCCUUAGUGAUGGCUCAGUCGUCACAUGGGGUGAGUCGGACAUGGGGGGCGACAGCGGUGUAGUGCCACUCGAUGACGUGCGGCACAUCGCGGCCACACAGUCUGCCUUCGCCGUCAUCCGGGACGACGGCUCUGUCGUGACCUGGGGACGUCCGCGCUGGGGUGGGGACAGCAGCGCCGUGGUCGAGCGAUUGAAG